Molecule: messenger RNA, 570 nt
Organism: Colletotrichum godetiae
Lineage: Eukaryota; Fungi; Ascomycota; Sordariomycetes; Glomerellales; Glomerellaceae
Exons: 3
Coding region: 1-570 (189 amino acids)
Source: RefSeq, a predicted model, not a curated record
AUGACUGACCAAACUCUUCCUCGUCAACAUCCGCAUUCAUCCACGCACACGGCCUUCAAGCUCAUCACCGUGGCGUCUCAUCAGUCUCGCGACGUCGAGGAGGAGGAGCCAGAGUACCUGCCCUACCCAGCAACCAAGCUCAUCAUCGCGCAGUACUGGCACUGCUCGCGCGACCCGCCGUUCUGGGGUUACCUUAUUGUCGGCACCUUUUACGACCAGCACAACAGCAUUGUCUGGAGCACCGAGAUCUUUGCCUUCCAGCGUGACACGCGCGGCGGUGAUCAGAGACACGACGACGAAGAGGGGCAGUUUGCCGAGCUAUCGGAUUCGGAUUCAAACACCAGCCAAGACUUGAACGACAGAUUUUCUCGCAGCCUCAACCUCGCUCAGACCAGCAGCGCAUACCAUCAACCAUCACACGUCCCGACCUACGAAUACCAAACACACUCGCACCACCUCUGGGGCCCUUCACACGCAGGCCCCAUCCCCGGCACUUGGAUCACGGAAUUCAACCACGGCCUCGGAAACUGGGUAAACACCUGGCAACCGAAUCACAACCACCACAUCUGA